AUGGCGGGCCGGUCCGCGUACAGCUCUGCAGGCGCCUCCUCGUCUCUUGUUCGGCGUUGCAACUCUACAGCCAGGGACGACCUAUGGCCGUCCCCACCGCUGUGGUCACGGUCACGAUCACUGGUUCCGCCGCUGCUUCUCUUCUUGCCGCUGCCGCUGCCGCUGCCUUCUGCUGCUAUCACCUCCGCUGCAGCCACCCCCUAUGUAGGUGCCGCAGCCGCCCGCUGCAAUCACAGUCAACACCAGAGCCGCUUCCGCCACAGCCGCCGCCGCCGCCAGGAGGCAUCAAGUGCCAAGGGUCAUUUCAAGAGCUUUAGUGCAAAACUCAUGGAGUCUCCUUUUUGCUCCGUUCAGCCUCAUAGCUCUUGUAGAACUGACCCAGGAGAAUAUUUGCAUGUGUCCAAUGAAUGUAAAGAAAACAUGUACCAGAGGUCAGAACUCAUUAGAGGUCAGAUCCUUCAAAGUGCAGAGAAUCCGUAUGAAUGCAAUGAGCACAGAAAAGCCUUUCACCAGCAAUUAUCACUAACUUGGCAACAGAGACUCCACACAAGGACAAAAUCUUAUGAAUGUAAUGAGUGUGGAAAAGAGUUUCCUGGUAAAUCAAGCCUAAUCAUACAUGAAAGGGUCCAUACAGGGCAGAAAACUAAUGAUAGCAGGGAGUUUGGAAUAGGUUUUUCUCGUAAGUCAAACAUGAAUGCACAUCACAGAAUGCACACUGGGGAAAAAGCUUAUGAAUGUAGUGAGUGUGGGAAAUGCUUUUCCUAUAAGCCAAACCUCAUUAGACAUCAGAGAAUCCACACUGGGGAAAAACCUUAUGAAUGUAGUGAGUGUAGAAAAGCUUUUAUUCGUAAGUCAAACCUCGUUAUCCAUCACAGAAUCCACACUGGGGUAAAACCUUAUGAAUGUAGUGAAUGUGGAAAAGCUUUUUCUCUUAAGUCAAACCUCAAUACUCAUCAGAGAAUCCACACUGGGGAAAAACCUUAUGAAUGUAGUGAGUGUGGAAAAGGCUUUCCUUAUAAGGCACAGCUCUUUAGACAUCAGAGAAUCCACACAGGUGAGAAACCUUAUCAAUGUAGUGAGUGUGGAAAAGGCUUUUCUGAUAAGCCACAGCUCUUCAGACAUCAGAAAAUCCACACUGGGGAAAAACCUUAUGAAUGUAGUGAGUGUGGAAAAGCAUUUUCUCGCAAGUCAAAUCUGAUGGUGCAUCAGAGAAUCCACACUGGGGAAAAACCUUAUGAAUGUAGUGAGUGUGGAAAAGCUUUUUCUCAGAAGUCAAGCAUCAUCAUACAUCAGAGAAUCCACACUGGGGAAAAACCUUAUGAAUGUAGUGAGUGUGGGAAAGGCUUUUCUGAUAAGCCACAGCUCUUUAGACAUCAUAGAAUCCACACAGGGGAAAAACCUUAUGAAUGUAGUGAGUGUGGAAAAGCUUUUUCUCAGAAGUCAAGCAUCAUCAUACAUCAGAGAAUCCACACAGGGGAAAAACCUUAUGAAUGUAAUGAGUGUGGAAAAGGCUUUUCUAAUAAGCCACAGCUCUUUAGACAUCAGAGAAUCCACACGGGUGAAAAACCUUAUGAAUGUAGUGAGUGUGGAAAAGCUUUUUCUCAGAAGUCAAGCAUGAUCAUACAUCAGAGAAUCCACACAGGGGAAAAACCUUAUGAAUGUAGUGAGUGUGGAAAAGGCUUUUCUGAUAAGCCACAGCUCUUUAGACAUCAGAGAAUCCACACAGGUGAGAAACCUUAUGAAUGUAGUGAGUGUGGAAAAGGCUUUUCUGAUAAGCCACAGCUCUUUAGACAUCAGAAAAUCCACAGUGGAGAAAAACCUUAUGAAUGUAGUGAGUGUGGAAAAGCUUUUUCUCGUAAGUCAAAUCUGAUGGUGCAUCAGAGAAUCCACACAGGGGAAAAACCUUAUGAAUGUAGUGAGUGUGGAAAAGCUUUUUCUCAGAAGUCACACCUAAUCAUACAUCAGAGGUUCCACACAGGGGAGAAACCUUAA
Molecule: messenger RNA, 1992 nt
Organism: Ochotona princeps (American pika)
Lineage: Eukaryota; Metazoa; Chordata; Mammalia; Lagomorpha; Ochotonidae
Product: zinc finger protein 260-like
Exons: 3
Coding region: 1-1992 (663 amino acids)
Cellular component (GO): nucleus
Source: RefSeq, a predicted model, not a curated record